Molecule: messenger RNA, 1329 nt
Organism: Botrytis deweyae
Lineage: Eukaryota; Fungi; Ascomycota; Leotiomycetes; Helotiales; Sclerotiniaceae
Exons: 1
Coding region: 1-1329 (442 amino acids)
Source: RefSeq, a predicted model, not a curated record
AUGGGAGGCCACGCGUUUUCUUCUCAGGUUCCACCCAUCAAGACGCCCCGUAUGACUCAGGAAGUCUACGACGAAGCUCUCAAACUUAAUCAAGCAAUUCUACGCAAAUUUUACUCCAAAGUUGAGAGUGCUAUUGAGGGACCUGGCAAGACUACGUAUGGGGAUGUCGACAUCCUUGUUGCAUUACCUUUGGAGGGUGCGUUUUCUUCUGAAGAUCGAGUCGGGGAUGAGCUCAAGAAAGCUUUGAAUGCCAAAGCCUUGGUGCAGGAAAAAGGCAAUCCUACCAUCAAUUUUGCGGUUCCUUGGCCAGACCAUACUAUCACUGGUGAUGGAAAGAAUGUGCCUGAAUCUACAAAUGUUUCGCUGGCGAGCAGGUACGUUCAAGUCGAUGUACAUAUAUGUAAAAGCGAGCAUGAAUUUGACUGGGUACUGUUUCAUUCUGCUCAUGGCGACCUAUGGAACAUCAUUGGCACCACGAUCAGAGGGUUUGGACUUACUAUCAACAACCGCGCAUUUUUCAUUCGCAUCCCCGAAAUCGAGUUGGCAGACAGAAAGAAGAGCAUGGUAUUUCUGACUGACAAUCCGGCCGAGAUACUGGGCUUCUUGGGGCUGAAUCAAGAAAAGUGGUGGAAACGUUUCAGUACUCAGCAGGAAAUGUUUGAAUAUGCCGCAACUUGUCGAAUGUUCUGGGUCAGAGAUGUGGCCGAAGAUGCAGCGGAAGGAGAUGCCACUGGCAGUAUUGCCGAGAGAGGCCAAGAGGGCGGAGUAGAGGGAAAGAAAAAGCUAAAGCACAAUGAUCGUCAACGUCUGGUAAAACGACCUAUAUUUAGAGCUUGGGUUGAUGAAUUCAUCCCUAUGUGUCGAGAAGCAGGAAAGUAUAGUGAUACAAAAAUCACGAGGGAACAAAUUCGCGAUGAAGUUUUCAAGAAAUUUGGCGUCAAGGAGGAAUACGAAACCAGGCGACACGAUUGGAAUCUUGCAAGACAUCUAGUGGAAGUGAUGAAUGACGGUAUCAAAGCUAAUAUUCCGGUUGACGGAGGUGAUAAUCAAACAAGGUCGGCAGCUACAAAAGUUCUGAAGGGUGUCAUUAUGGAAGGAGAACUAUACGAAGGGGCUGUUCCUGAAGCUGCAAUCAGGGACGAGAACGGAUUUUACAACAUUCAGUUGGUCAAAAUCUUCGUGGUCGAAAACUGGAGGAACGCGAUGAAAAUUGGAAUGGCAAGGCAGCGAACCAAAGCCAGGGAAGCCAUGAAAGCGAAAGUUGAGAAGAAGGCACAGGCAGAGCGAGAUUCUAGUUUGUAUGAUGUAGUGCGAUAUGGACAAUACUGA